AGCCCAUCUUGUUCAACAGUUGAGAGUUGCCGGGGAUCAGGUACCAGAGAAACCUUAAGGUUUCCACUAAAUUCAAAAGGAUACCCCAUUAUUUUUUUAAGACACCGCCAGUAGGAUAUAGCAACAUGGUGGUUGUAGCAGCAGGGACCGGAGGGCCCCAUAAAGUGCUCCUGAUUUCCGGCAAACAGACCGGCUCCUCCAGCGGCUCACAGGCAGGCUUCAACCGGGCCAUCUCUGUCGUUUUACCGUCAUCGGCUAGCACGGCGUCAUCGGACUCCGACUCCAACUCUUCUGCUGGGCCGCCCAUACGAAAAAGACAAAGGCUCACACACUUGAGUCCGGAGGAAAAGCAACUUCGCAGGAAACUCAAGAACAGAGUCGCAGCUCAGACAGCCAGAGACCGGAAGAAGGCAAAAAUGGGGGAGCUGGAACAGCAAGUACUGGAGUUGGAGCUGGAGAAUCAGAAACUUCACAUUGAAAACCGUCUACUUCGGGACAAAUCAAAUGGCCUAAUGACAGAAAAUGAGGAACUAAGACAGAGACUUGGGUUGGACACCCUCGACUCAAAAGAGAAGGUUCAGAGUUUGUUGUCCACUGGGAACAAUGCAGGUUUAGGGAUCGGGUCUUCUGAGUCCGCAGCACUCAGGCUACGUGUGUCCGCAGCAGGUGCAGGCCCAGCACUCCCUAAAUCUGAAGACUUCUCAAUGGAUACAAAUGGUUCUGACACUGCAGACAAUGAGUCUGAUUUGCUCCUGGGCAUUCUGGACAUCCUUGACCCAGAGCUGUUCCUCAAGUCUUGUGAACAGGAGUGCCAGGAGCCGCAGGUGCUGUUGGUCAGAGGGGGGGACACAGUACCUGCCACCACACCUGCGACUCUGGGGGCCCCAUCAGUUAAGCUGGAGGCCCUUAAUGAACUGAUCCACUUUGACCACAUCUACACGAAGCCCGUGGAGGAGGUGAGCAGCGGGCAGUGCAACGACUCGGAGAGCGACGCAGAGGAGACGAUCGACGAGGACGCCGUCCCCAUUCCCGAGGUGGUGGUCGAGGAGGAGACAGUCUGCAUCAAAGACGAGCCAGAGGAAGUGGUCAUCCCGAGCUGUGACCGCCACAGUCAGAUGGAUGACUUUUUGUCUGGACCCUCCUCAACUUCCCUCAGCGGCCUGGAUAAUGAAGCUUGCCUUGCGGAUACCUACAGCGACUCCGGAUACGAAGGGUCCCCUUCCCCUUUCAGCGACAUUUCCUCUUCCCUGUGCUCAGAGAGCACCUGGGACGACAUGUUUGCUAAUGAACUCUUCCCCCAGCUCAUCAGUGUCUGAAUCAACCAUCCAGCCCAAUAAUUAAAAUAUAUUUAAUAUACAUACAUACAUGCAUGCAUGCCACUGAGUCUGCUCGUAUAUUUGCUAAAGUUAAGCACAUGAUCUCCUUUUUAAUACAGCAGGUCUGUACCAUUGGCGAUGCUGCCUUGACUUGUGGGAGAUGAGUUCAUGACCUCUUAUUUUGGCAUCAUUUAAUUACUGCAGAGGAUUUAAGAUUAAUUGCAAAUCUUUCACUCACUGUUGAAAGAUGAUGUGGGUGGAAUCCAGUAUUUCUGUAAAUGAAUAGGGGGGAUAGGGACCGAUCAUUUAAAUAGCUUUUUAUUUAUUUGUGUAUUCUGCUUCGGAGUCCUUGUAUAUCCACAUGUAAAAGCGCUUUCUUCUAAUUUGUUGACGCUCUCCAUGUAGUCUACUGCAUUAAAAAAACUUUUGCAUUGCA
Perca flavescens (yellow perch) is the source of this 1752-nucleotide messenger RNA. RefSeq names its product X-box binding protein 1 (gene xbp1). The record is from RefSeq and is a predicted model, not a curated record. NCBI's taxonomy places the organism in Eukaryota, Metazoa, Chordata, Actinopteri, Perciformes, Percidae. Gene Ontology annotation, biological process: regulation of DNA-templated transcription. Gene Ontology annotation, molecular function: RNA polymerase II transcription regulatory region sequence-specific DNA binding; DNA-binding transcription factor activity, RNA polymerase II-specific. Gene Ontology annotation, cellular component: nucleus.